CGUGUGCCAACGUCAGCGGAAACCGUAGCGUCGCGAAAGGUAUGCCUCAAUGUUGGGGCAAGACGGCACGGCACACGACCACCAUCCUGCUGGAGUUAGUUCACGAUGAAGUGUCGCAUCUUUUGCGCGUUGCUGUUAAGUGCCCUCGUGCCACGUUUCGGCCACUCGUGGGAUCUGCGUUCGAUCGGGAUCGAUCGGUACCGCGUGCGGCACGUAUCGCUCUACCACUCGCGGGCGUUCCUAACGCUUGAAUCAUCCAACGGUGAGUGGACACUCAAAGCCCUGUGCAACCAACACGCGUUACACAAUCUACUCUCCCCCACCCCGUUUGUAGUUACACUGGUCGAAGCAACUUGGCCCGAAAAUACGGGCAAUCAGUGGCCCCGAGUGUUGUCGGACGAAUGGGAUGAGAGGACGUGUCGAGGGUUAAGACGGGUGCUCGGUACGGAUAUAGAUCGCCUCGCCCGGCUGUGGGUGCUGUGUGGUGCUGAGGUCCGGGACGAGCUGGACUGUCCCCCGAAGCUGGUCAUUCGUAGUUUGAUUAGCCCCGGUACGGGUGAGAUACAUCAUCGGUUUGGUCGGGCGGACCAGCAACGUCUUCAUGCGAUUGUUGUUGACCCAGUACCGGCUAGUGAUGGUGAUACGCGUGCGUUUAUAACCCUAGUGGAUCAAGAUCACGUACUGCUGUACUCAUUGUUCAAGCGUACGAUCGGGAAGCUUCAGUUUCAAAAGAACGACCUAACAUCACUCCAUCCGAUAUCACUCUCCGAGGUCACUAUCAACAACAACCGUCUGUACGUGGCGGACACGGUCAGCGAUCGGUUGUUCGCCCUUCCCGUGCGAAACAUUCGUCAGCUCGCUUUCCCGGAAGAUGGCGUACGGAAGAUCAUCAUGAAAACGAACGUUACCUACCUGGGACGGUUGCUCGGUCGGCCGUGCGGUCUUAAGCUAGACUUCCGCGAUAAUCUUCUGUACGUGCUGCAAAGGGACGGUGCGAUCGUCAAGUGGACACCGGGCCGAUCACUCAAAGCGGAAAACCAUCGCGUAAUCCUGCAGCAGGGCUCAAACAUUACGCAGAUCAUCCUGGGCGUCGCCGGGAAGGCUUGGGCUGUAUCUGGGGAGUACAUAUCGCCCGAAACUCACCGACACUGCAUGAAGAUUGUGGUAUAGUACGACGCCGUUAGCUCUGUAAGAAAGAGAACUGUGAUAAAGAAUCUCGUAUAGUACGGAAA
Messenger RNA from Anopheles stephensi (Asian malaria mosquito), 1232 nucleotides. RefSeq lists its product as uncharacterized. NCBI's taxonomy places the organism in Eukaryota, Metazoa, Arthropoda, Insecta, Diptera, Culicidae. The transcript has 2 exons. Bases 106 to 1170 code for a protein of 354 amino acids. The record is from RefSeq and is a predicted model, not a curated record.